Messenger RNA from Chrysochloris asiatica (Cape golden mole), 1218 nucleotides. RefSeq names its product butyrophilin subfamily 1 member A1-like. The transcript has 6 exons. The record is from RefSeq and is a predicted model, not a curated record. Gene Ontology annotation, molecular function: signaling receptor binding. Gene Ontology annotation, biological process: T cell receptor signaling pathway; regulation of cytokine production. Bases 1 to 1218 code for a protein of 405 amino acids. NCBI's taxonomy places the organism in Eukaryota, Metazoa, Chordata, Mammalia, Afrosoricida, Chrysochloridae. Gene Ontology annotation, cellular component: external side of plasma membrane.
AUGUGGUUUGAGGGCAAGGGCCCAAAUGAGCAGGGGUCAAAUUCUAACACACGACAUAGGGCAGAAAUCAACUGCUAUUGGUGUGUCACCAUACUCAGGUUGAAGGUCCUGAUGCACUCACUCCAGCAUUUUGCUGCUCCAGAAAGAUUGGUGAUAGCAUUUCUCCAAAAUUCCUGCCUUCACAGAUGCCUGCUCACCCUCAUUUUCCUCCAGCUUCCCAAACUGAAUUCUGCCGAUUUUGACGUGAUUGGACCCCCGGGGCCCAUCCUGGCUCUGGUGGGUGAAGGAGCUGAGCUACCCUGUCACCUCUACCCACAAAUGAGCGCUGAGCGCAUGGAGCUGCGGUGGUUUCGCAAUACCUUGUCUUCUGUGGUGCUCUUGUACCGAAAAGGUGUGGAGCAGGACAGACAGCAGAUGCCUGAGUACCGAGGGAGAGUCACGAUGGACAAGGACAGUAUUUCCUCGGGGCGCGUGGCUGUGAGGCUCCACCCGGUGAGGGUAUCUGAUGAGGGCAUGUAUGGAUGCGUUUUUAAAGUUCAACAAGUCUAUGAGGAAGCCUUUAUUCAUCUGAAAGUGGCUGCUCUAGGGUCUGAGCCUCACAUCGAUAUGGAAACUAAAGAGAGUGGGGAAAUCCAGCUGGAGUGCUCCUCAGAAGGAUGGUAUCCAGAGCCCCAGGUGCAGUGGAGAACUUCCCAGGGAGAGAAACUUCUAUCCACAUCAGAGUUCAGCAGGACUGAUGAAGAAGGCCUGUUCACUGUGGCAGCUUCACUAACUCUCAGAAAAAACUAUCAGGACAGUGUGUUCUGCUGCAUCCAGAACCUACGUCUGGAUCAGAAGAAGGAAGUAGCAUUUUCCAUACCAGCUCACUUUAAGGUGAUUGGUCCCCCAAUGCCAGUCCUGGCUCUGGUGGGUGAAGAUGCUGAGCUACCCUGUUACCUCUCCCCAAACAUAAGCACUAAGCAUAUGGAGCUGCGGUGGUUUCGCAAUACCUUCUCUCCUGCUGUUCUUGUGUACCGGGAUGGUGUGGAACAGGAUGGAGAGCAGAUGCAGGAGUUCAAAGGCAGAGUCACACUGGUGGGAGACCAUAUUUCCAUGGGGCGCGUGGCUGUCAGGAUCCACUCAGUAAAGGCUUCUGAUGAGGGUGUGUAUGGAUGUUUUUUUAAGGCUGAACAAGUAGAGGAAGAAGCCUUUAUUCAUCUGAAAGUGACUGGUGAGUAG